CUUUAGUCUCUGCACGAGUUCCCUCGGAACGACGAUAUUGAAGGUUGAAAACAAAAAAAAAAAAGGGGGUCUAUAUAAGAACAUGGAGCCUCUCAUCCUCUCUCAAGUGCUUACUAGUUAAGGAUUUAAUGGCGAACACACUUUUCUUUGUUUCCCUUUCCCUCACUAUCGUUAGUGCUUUUUCAUUCCUUCCAUUCCUCGCGCAUGCGAUCUCUUCUUGCAAUGGCGCAUGUCGUACCCUUAACGACUGUGCUGGCCAACUCAUUUGCAUCAAUGGCAAGUGCAACGAUGACCCUGAUGUCGGGACUCAUCUAUGCUCUGGAGGUAGUGGCCAGCCCAGCGAGGGGACUUGCCAAUCCUCAGGCAACCCCACGUGUGGAGGCCAAUCCCACAUUCGGUACAAGUGCUCACCCCCAGUGACAUCCUCCACCCCUGCCCAGCUCACACUCAACGAUUUCAGUGAAGGCGGUGACGGCGGGGGGGCAUCAGAGUGCGACGGCCGUUACCAUAUGAACAGUCAUCGCAUUGUCGCACUAUCAACAGGGUGGUAUAACCAUGGAUCUCGAUGUGGGAAAAUAAUCAGGAUUACGGCUAAUAAUGGAAGAAGUGUGAACGCUAAGGUGGUAGACGAGUGCGACUCUAUCAAUGGGUGUGAUAAAGAGCAUGCGUAUCAGCCACCAUGCAGGAAUAAUAUUGUCGAUGGGUCGAGCGCUGUUUGGGAUGCCUUGGGACUGAAUAAGGAUCUCGGCCCCGUGGAUGUCACUUGGUCUAUGGCGUAAAACUAGUUACUUUAGAUCAUAUCGUAUUAGUAAAAUGUACUAAGACAUAAAAAUAAAUAGAACUUUAAAGUCCAGAUGCUUAUAAGUACGUAAUUGGCUUCAAAGAUAUUGUAUUUGCGUGUCGUUAAUAAGUGAAUAAGUUUUUUCCUUUGUGUCU
Molecule: messenger RNA, 936 nt
Organism: Juglans regia (Persian walnut)
Lineage: Eukaryota; Viridiplantae; Streptophyta; Magnoliopsida; Fagales; Juglandaceae
Product: kiwellin-like
Exons: 1
Coding region: 129-779 (216 amino acids)
Source: RefSeq, a predicted model, not a curated record